This is a messenger RNA of Pseudozyma hubeiensis SY62, 213 nucleotides long. RefSeq lists its product as hypothetical. The coding region runs from base 1 to 213 and encodes 70 amino acids. The transcript has a single exon. NCBI's taxonomy places the organism in Eukaryota, Fungi, Basidiomycota, Ustilaginomycetes, Ustilaginales, Ustilaginaceae. The record is from RefSeq and is a predicted model, not a curated record.
AUGAAUUCGCGUUGCUUCUCCAGUCGCUGCACAGAUAUGUCGGUUAAUGCCGACCAGGCAACUUUUUGCCUUGAUCCUUCCUGCAUUCACAUCACGCAUCCUGUGCACGACGCAGUGUUUCGACACCUCUCGCUACGACACCGCUCAUCAGAUAUCAGAGGACUUGCUCUUCGCAUCACGCUGCCGGCCGCAUCUCAGACGAAUUGGCUGUAA